Molecule: messenger RNA, 3255 nt
Organism: Mucor mucedo
Lineage: Eukaryota; Fungi; Mucoromycota; Mucoromycetes; Mucorales; Mucoraceae
Exons: 10
Coding region: 1-3255 (1084 amino acids)
Source: RefSeq, a predicted model, not a curated record
AUGUACCAACAAGCCAGUCUGGCUCCGUCGGUUGAUCCGGUUGAUCCGAUAUGGAUCAAAUCUAUGAUUUUUCCAGCUAUGAGCGCAGCUUCAACCUGGGUAGGCAGUAUCCUCGUCACGGCUAUAAAUGGGAACUACCAUUUCAGUAUAAGGGCAUCCAUAAAAUAUGAUGCUGCUAGUAAAAAAAUUUUAGAAUGGGGCGAUGAAUGUGGCAUAAAAAAUUUGACUAGCAAAAAUCAUGUAAACAUGGUCUAUGUAAAAAACGUUUUUAUGGAGCUGAAUAAUAUUUAUAUACGUGGAGAAAAUAAUGGAAUAUUUAAACAUGAUAAAGGAGACGAAAUAUUAUUGCACGCAAUGGAGGUGUUUUUGCGGGAAGCAGUAAAAAUGUAUACGUGUGAUGAUGGUGGAAAUGCUAGGCGAUGUUUUUUUUCUUUGAUUAUCCCGACUAAUUGGGAGUAUGGCAUAAGACAAGCAUUGAUUUGGCCACUGUUUGUCCGAGCGGGACUUGUUUCUGAAUAUGAUGAUAAAAGGAGAUUGAUGAUUUUCACCAAACUCGAAGCACUUGUUCAGUUUGUAAAACGAAAUCAACCUGAAGAACGUAGGAGUAGAUACUCAGUAACUCCCAAGUUGGAGAUAGGCAGAGAAUACAUACUAUAUAAUCUUCACUUCACAUCAAAACAGUUACUAGUAAAUUUCGAUUUAUUUUCUGUUUACUGCUCGAUGAAUAAUGUAAAAACAGAAGAUUAUGUCCCGAAAUCACUCAAGUCGCUUUGUUUCAAUAUCCCUUUCAAUAUCAAUGUGGAAAAGAGUAUUCAACGCUUACUUCAAGUGAGAGGUUUCGACAUUCAAUUAACCGAAACAAAAGAAAUAUUAGAUAUAUUGUUUGUUCCCAAUGAAGAUAUAGCUCAAGAUACAGACAAACAUGUUCGUAUACAAAUGUCCCGACCAUUUGAAGAUGUUGUUAAUAUAUGGAAGUUGAGCAACAAUACGGUCAAAAGUAUACAGUCAAUAACUAUGUAUGAUGUUCAUACAGAUUUGUUCAAUUUAAUACAAAAAGAAUUCUCGUCCAACCUGAAGGUUUUAUUAGAAGGUGCUACUAAUAAGAAGCGCUCAACAAUAAGGAGAGUAACUUGGUCAGAAAGUAUUUGGAUGGCGAAGUCUAAUGCUAAAAUACGCCUUGGUUUAGAAGCAAGAAUGAUACAUGGGUGGCUAAAUAUGCCAUUAAAACAUUCGUGCGAAUAUCAAACUCGUCACUUUAUAGACAAAGUGUUCGAACCUUGUUACUUAGCUCCUUAUGAUUUAGGAUUUGGUCACAUAGAUUUGACCGUGACAGAAAUAUAUUCGUCAAUUAUGAACAGGCCACCAACUGUGAUGUCUCGGUAUAACUUAAAAGACACAAUAAUUUCGACAAUGUCAAGAUUUGAAGACUCAGAGCCUGACUGUGUUGUUAACAUAAAUACAUCCUUUGAAAGUGUUAAUGGCUCCUAUUCAAACCAAUUUGUUGAUGCUUGCAUUUUGUUCGACAAUAUGUGCCAUAUGCAGCCUUUGAACAAUUAUUUUGUGCGAAUGUCUAUGUACCAAGGUCCAAUACUUUGUAUUACAAACAAGAUGAAAAUAUACAUGGAUAGCAACUUUCAAGAGUAUUUUAGACUUUUUUCGAAAUAUAAUAACAGAUGGUAUCGAAAGAAAAAGACUAAACAAAACAAGAAAAUAACUGGAUCAAAGACCAAAAAAUACAAUCAAAUCAUAUUCCCUUGUCGAUUAAUCGCAAUUAUUACACGCAGGGUAAAAAUUUUCCAGGAGAGCAGCCUGGAUCCACAACCGAUCACGUAUAGACCAAUGAUGGAUGCUUUGACGGCUAUUGGGAUGAAGAUAAAGAAAUGCAUUUAUAAUCAUGAACUGGAUGAUUUUUUUGAAAAGCCAAAUACUCCCGAACAUUGUGUGUUUACUGAUCAGAAAAAAUACAUACGACUCUUUUUGAUGAUGUAUUGGGGAUACAUUAAUGGCCAGAUCGCUUGCAGAUUACAAGAACACCCUCAGGAAAAUUUAGAAAAACUUAAAAUUGGGUACUUUAUAUCCAUAGAAAAACCAUUAAUGGAUUAUGUUUAUGGAUCCAAAGAAAACUUUCAAAAAAUCUUAUUAGGGAGCGGUAUCCUUCAAGAAAGAAAUGAAACCAUAAAAGCUCGUAUUGUUACUCCAGAAGAAAUAGAAAUUUUGUCCAUUGUACAGCAAAAAUUUAACUUAAAUCUUCCUCUCAAGUCUUAUUUUCUCUUGGCUCAAUUGCACGAUACUUACAUUCAGCUCACGUUAAAACAAGUUGUUCAAAUUUCAUCAAGUGAAAAAGACGCGUCUUCGAUCUUACUCGAUACUAGAAUUAUCAAAAUUGAUAGUAUUGAUGAUACUGUAUGUAAAUACUUUUGGAAACAUGUUAAAUUCAAUUUUACCAAAAAUAUGUCCAUGUCACACAACAAAACAAGCAGAAAUUGCUGUGAUAUUAACUCAAUUCAGAACCAUAAAAAUGCCUUGGCAGAAUUAAAGAAGUAUCUAAUGGAAAUGUUUUCAGCUGCCACUAAGCUCAGUGAUUUAGAUGCAUUUACCAGGAUUAAUAUCUGCAAAACAUGUGGCUGUAAUAUUAAUGUAUCUAUUCGUAACAUAAUUGAAAAAGGUCUAAAACCAACACUACAAGAUGUUGCUGCUAUAAUAUCGUCUUCGGCAAUAAAUGGAGAUCUCUUUGGGAAAUACCAGGCUGGGUAUUUUUUUGUGACGGAUAAUACGCUGUUUACCUCAGAGAAUUCCCCAUUUAGUUUGAUAGUUCAUAAUAUGAUACAAGCAGCAGUCGAAGAUUGUAUUGAAUCAAAAAGGUUAGAUUCACAAAUGUUCUUUGUUAACGAAAAAUUACAGCGAUUGCUUCAACCAGCGAUAAGUAAGAGAUGCCACAUUUACAACAGCUUAAUGCACGGAAGUUUAGGCAGAGCAUCACCAGAUACUUACGCUAUUAAAAUCAUUGAAAGUCUCUCAAAUUGUAGAUCUAGCAACGUGGGGUUGCAUCUUUAUGGUGACGGAUAUAAAUACAAUGGAAAAAAUUAUGUCGGUACUAAGGGCAAUGCGAUGAUAAUACUACGAAAAGGCCAGCUAAUACCACAUACAGGCCUAGUGAAACAUUUUAGAUGGUUAUACAGAGGUCGCAAAAAGCCUUUCAAACAAGGCGUUCUCUUUUUACGUAAUACAAUAACCUACAUUGCUGAGGGCUUUUAG